Messenger RNA from Oncorhynchus mykiss (rainbow trout), 10121 nucleotides. It is a transcript of the gene btbd7, whose product is annotated as BTB domain containing 7. Gene Ontology annotation, molecular function: protein binding. NCBI's taxonomy places the organism in Eukaryota, Metazoa, Chordata, Actinopteri, Salmoniformes, Salmonidae. Gene Ontology annotation, biological process: morphogenesis of a branching epithelium. The record is from RefSeq and is a predicted model, not a curated record.
ACGCGACCAACAUCACCUGUCUAACCAGAAUGUGCAACACUGGAGUUUUCCAUUUGGCCACAGCUACCAUUGACACUGUGCCUCGGCUACACGUCCACAAACCAAACAAUCAGCAAAGUGUCGUGCAGUUGACACCAACCAGGGUCAGUGUACCUUUUGGCCAAUGGAUUUUGCAGUAUAACGUGGAACCUGACACUCCAAAGCGGAGUAGCCCACUGUUAGCAAAAAGACAAGUCUAGUUUACCCAUUUUAAACAGUGGAAAACGGAAUACCAGAAACCAACGCUCCACAGUUGACACUCGAGUGCGCGAGGACUACAUUUAUGUUUUUGGGUUGUGUUGCUUUAGCUAGCUAAACUUGCACACCACCGUGGGGACAGUUAGCUAAAGUAGCAACCCAAACGAAUAGUCUACGAAGUCAAAUCAUACCGUACGAGGAAGAGGGCUGCAAAAUCAUACUUGACCCUAUGAGGGAUGGCUGGUAAAGCUAGACUCCAUGAAGUCCUGGCUCUGAGUCUGUCCAGGCUCUGAGUGGAGGCACUUUCGCUCGGGCAGAAUGAGACUGCAAGGGUGGCCCCAGCGGUCCAUGUGAAGAGGAAGUGGAAGAAGGAGAGGAUGGGUGUCAAUGCCUCCAGCUAUCCCCAUUCGUGCUCACCCCGAUUUGGUAGCAACUCACAGAGCCAGCAGACAUUUAUAGGGACAUCCUCUUAUGGCUCCCAGGGCUAUGGAGGAGAGGGGAAGCUCUACAGCCUGGAGUCCGGCCCCGAGAAGCCCCAGGACAAGAAGAAGAAGAGCUCGGGCCUAGCCACUCUCAGGAGGAGAUUCAUCAAGCGCCGCAAGUCCAGCCGCUCGGCCGACCACGUGCGACAGAUGCGCGAGCUCCUCUCAUGUUGGGAUGUGCGUGACGCAAACGCCCUGGUUGAGGAAUACGAGGGCACAGCAGCGCUCAAGGAGCUGAACCUGCAGGCGGGACUGGCGCGGGCUGAGGCCCGGAGCCUGCAGCGCGACCUGGCCGCCCUCUACCAGCACAAGUACUGCACGGACGUGGACCUCAUCUUCCAGGAUGCCUGCUUCCCUGCGCACCGUGCUGUGCUGGCUGCCCGCUGCCCCUUCUUCAAGACGCUGCUGUCGUCGUCGCCAGGCUACGGUGCUGAGGUGCUCCUGGACGUGGGCACAGCGGGCAUGGACGCGGCCAUGUUCUCGGCACUGCUGCAUUACCUGUACACGGGCGAGCUGGGCCCAGAGGUGGAUGCGCGGCUGCGGAACAUGGAUGUGCUGGUGCGCCUGAGCGAAGAGUUUGGCACACCCAGCUCACUGGAGGAGGACAUGCAUGGCCUUUGCGAGCACAUGUGCUUCUACGACUCACUGCUCAGCUUCUCAUCUGACUCGGAGCUGGUAGAGGUCUUCAGUGCCGGGCCAGCUGUUGGGGUAGCAGCUGGGGGAGGAGGUGUAGGAGGAGGACCGGUCAUCCAAGGACCCGCGGACGAAGAGUUGCGCGCCCACAAAGCGGUCCUCUCGGCCCGCUCUCCUUUCUUCCGGAACCUCCUGCAGAGGCGCAUCCGCACCGGCGAGGAGAUCACAGAGCGCGCUCUGCAGACGCCCACACGCAUCAUCCUGGAUGAGUCCAUCAUCCCCAAGAAAUAUGCCCGUGUCAUCUUGCACUGCAUGUACACGGACGCUGUGGAGCUAGCACUGGUGCUGAGGGGAAGCCCCUCAGCAGGGAGUCUGGGGGAGGUGCAGGCCCUGGUGGCCGGAGGCAGGGGGGUUGCCAGUCGUGCUGAGGAGGCAAUGGAGCUCUACCACAUUGCCCUCUUCUUGGAGUUCAGCAUGUUGGCCCAAGGUUGCGAGGACAUUGUGGUGGAGAGCAUCUCUCUGGACACGGUGGUGCCCAUCCUGAAGUGGAGCUCGCAGCCCUACGGCUCAAAGUGGGUCCACCGGCAGGCCAUGCACUUCCUGUGUGAGGAGUUCAGCCAGGUCAUGACCUCUGACGUGCUCUACGAACUGGGCAAGGAACACCUGGUGGCUGCCAUCCAGUCAGACUAUUUGCAGGCCAGCGAACAGGACAUCCUCAAGUACCUCAUCAAGUGGGGAGAGCACCAGCUUAUCAAGAGGAUGGCCGACCGAGAGCCCAACCUCCUAAGUGGCACGGCCCACAGCGUGAACAAGCGGGGGGUGAAGAGGAGAGACCUGGACCUGGAGGAGCUCAAGGAGAUCCUGUCCCCUCUGCUGCCCUACGUCCGCACCGAACACAUACUGCCCCCCCACAGCGAGGUCCUCUCUGACACAAUGAAGAGGGGUCUGAUCAGCACCCCUCCCUCAGACAUGCUGCCCACGUUGGAGGGUGGAAAGGCCAACUCUUGGCUGAGGCAAAAGAGUGCCGGCAUCUACGUGCGACCUCGCCUCUUCUCGCCCUACGUGGAGGAGGCCAAGUCUGUGCUGGAUGAGAUAAUGGUGGAGCAGACAGACCUGGUGCGCCUGCGCAUGGUCCGCAUGUCCAACGUGCCCGACACCCUUUACAUGGUCAACAAUGCUGUGCCCCAGUGCUGUCACAUCAUCAACCACCAGCAAAUCGGUGGCAGCCAGACGACCCCACCCUCAGUGGUGGCCAAUGAGAUACCAGUUCCCAGGCUGGCCGUGGUGAAGGAGAUGAUCCGGAGGCUGCAGGACCUGCGUCACACGGACCAGGUACAGCGUGCGUACGCCCUAAACUGCGGCGAAGGUGCCACGGUUAGCUAUGAGCUGCAGAUCCGCGUGCUCCGCGAGUUCGGCCUGCCGGACGCCGCCGCAGAACUGCUGCAGAACCCUCACAAGUUCUUCCCGGAGGAGCGCUUUGGCGACGAGAGCCCCGUCCUAGCGCUGCGCCAGCCGUCGGUUGGCAGCCGGAGUGGAGGGCGUUGCCGGGUCAACAGCAGCCCAGUUGUGGAGAGCAUGUUCACCGAUCUGGAGGCCAUGGCGGGCUUCCACCCACCGCUGCCCCCUCCCCCGCCGCCUUAUCACCCACCGGCCACGCCCACUCACAAUGCCCAGCUCAAAGCCAGUGGGUGGAGGCCUGGCCGUGCCCCCAGCCAGCCCCCGUCACGCUCUUUCUCCUACCCCUGCAACCACAAUCUGCUCCACCACACAGUGAGCUCCUCCUCCAAGCAUGGCAGCCCCGCCUACCCACCGGCGGCCAAGCCCCUGGCGCCAGACUGCACCAAUCGCCAGGGCGGGGGGGUACGCACCCAGCAUCAGGAUAAACAAGGGAACGUGGCGCCGGUCAUCAACGAGUUCAUGCCGGACAUUGCCAUGGGCGUGUCGGCCAUGACCCUGAAGGAGUGUCGCCUGCCCGAGGUCACCAUGGAGGUGGAGCCUCACGAGCCGCACCCUCACCCUUCCACGGCCCCUCCUGCUGUGCCCCACUGCCACCUGGGCCUGAACCGCCACGGUCCGUAUGCCUCCCGCAAGAGGCACGCUGCCGAGCCCAAGCCCGAGGCCCAGGCGUCGGAGUAUCCUGACUUGUACGAGUUUCCCGGGCGCCACGUGAGCUCCUUCGCCGGGCCGGACCUCUACAGUCACAGUCGAGUUCCUUCGGGAGGGGGCCUUGUCCCUCCACAGUACUCCUCCGACGAACAGCAGCCAAACUCCUGCCGCGGCCCAGUCGGCACCCCACUCCGCCUGGAUGUUCUGGAGCAACCCCCCCAGAGACUAGAUCUGGCUCUGGCCAUGCAGAGCGGAGGAGUUCAAGCAGCCGGGGCAUCACACAACCCAAGAGGACGCGCCCGAACUGAAACAGACCUCACUUGCGGACUGGGACAGGCGCGGCCCGCAGAACCUUACUCCGAGGAGGUGGUUGGGGCCAGGGACCGCAGGUCUCCCAACAAACCUGAGUACCCUUACAGGAAGUCUGCACUCUGACCCUCCGCAACUAAGACUGUCAGAGGCCUCGGGAAAAGGCAAGAGCGCUAAAAGGACGGUUCGCUAUAGGGGGAUUUGGGGUUGACGGCUUAGCAUCAGUGGUUGGCAGUGUCUCCGGUGACAGAGUGGUCAUACUCGCGCUCAGUUCAGGGCAAAGGCACUAAGCACACAUAGUAGUAGUCCCCCCCCUCCCCCGGCGAGCCCCAGGUGCUGCACCAACUAACGAGAUGCCGGCGGUCACAGUGCCUUCAGCACAGAGCCAUGGUGGGGGAUGAGGAGGAAAGGCUUGGUUUGGUUGAGAAUUAUUUGUCCAAAUAGAUUAGUCUCAUGAAUUAACAUAAUGGGUCCUAGCCCUUCCCAUCUCCCAGAUUGGAUCCACGCUCAACUGCUUAUCCUCCAAUCACCUUUAUUCUUCUCAAAAUGAGUCUUGACUGGUCAUUGAACUUGAAUAAAUCCUUCCCUUUCCGCCCAGUGUUUUGGAUUUUGACAACGCACAGUCAUCGUUUCAUUUCCAUUACACUCAUUUCCUGCAUCAGGAUGAGGGUACUGUAGAGUUAUAUAUUUAUAUUUAUGUCCCGGUAUGCUUUCCUUAGAAAUAAAUUGAAAAAUGCCCAGGCAAUGAGUUGCAAACUCAUUUCAGCAACCUGCCCAUUACAAAUAGCUCCUCCUUUUGAAAAAGGUGGAAUUGCAGUAAUAACACUUGUAAUCCUUUAUGACCCACGGGCUGUAUGUCAGGACGGGCAAUUUAAGAUUUGAGCAAGAGCACAAAGAGGAGAAGAGAAACACAAAUGAAAUCUUCCUACUACUACCAAUGUGGCUACAAGGCAGGAAUAAUAAUUGCAUAGCUGCUUUUAUUAGAAGUGACUCUAGAAGUCAUCCACUUUGCAUACCCAUAGUUAAUGUGAGUGGUAGCCACUGCUCAGCGCUAUCUCUUGGUCCUCUCCCAACACUUACCCUUUGCAGAUGUCCUUUUUACCUUAACCUCACUGUAAUAUUCAAUAGCCUGAGUGCUGGGCACAGUAAGUCGUUUGAACCCGGGCUAGUAUUCCAAACCACGUUUCCCACUUUAUUGAUCUAUUACUGUCGAUUGGCCAGAAUGUGCAUAUACACCUGGUUUCCGGGGUCUAAAUUCAACCUCAAUAAUUAAAACGGGAUAGCAACAGCAAAUCAAGAACUGAUGUAGAAUAUCCCUGCCUUAACCCUACAGCAAUUUGUGGAGAUUUAUCAAGAUGCAGGCCCCAUGACUGUGCCCCUCUGCCUUUUCCAUAGCUCAGCAUGGCCGGCGGCCAUCUUGGAUAAACUUCAACCAAACCAAAGCCCAGUUCCUCAAUCCAAUGACUCCCUGUCUCCCUCCAUGGCGAUCUGAACAAGACUGCUUCGGUCACCAUCCUUACUUUGACGUACUGUACCCAACAACCAACGAUUGUGAUGAUGUCAAUGGAGGUUUGUGGAAGGAUAAUUAAAGCAGGAGGGGAAACAGUUAAAUGGUUCCUCUUGAGGAAUUUUUAAUGUCUUGUCCACUGGGCGAAAAGACUUACUCACUAAACCAGCGUAGCUUCAAUUAAAACAUGCUCACUCACGGGUCCUCCCUUUCGAUUCAGAAUCUCAAAACAUUUUCCAUCCCAUUUUUCACUAGCUCCUGUUGCGACGCAUUGUCAAAAAAUUACAUUGACUUGGGUUCACUGUAAUUAUCUUCCUUCUGUUACCAUCUCCUCGCACACGGAGAAAUGAAAUUGCUGUAUUGUGCCCCUGCUAUACUACCAUUCACACAUUCUCUAAUAUUUUCUUCCGUUUUCCGUUGCGUGCCCUAAUGAACAUGACCUGGCUCUCUGUAUAAUGCCUCAUGUUUGUCUGCGAGGCAGAGACUCACCUCUGAUGGUUAGCAAAUUAUGUUUCUCUCACAGAAAACCUCACAUGAAUACCUUUUAUCUCAGCAGUUGAAAUGACUAAUUUCUGUAUGCCCUUUCAGCAUGCGAUGAUUCUCAAGGCAGAAGGUACUGGAGAAACAUAGAAAUCCCUACUUGUUGGUGAUUUUUUUGUAUUGUUCUUUUGAACCUGGUUGGUCAACUGCAGGGAGACAGACUAUAGUUACUGUGUAAGGCGUUUGCCUCGUCAGUUUCGUAAGUUGGAUGAAGUCCUCCAGUUGAUUUUGAUGCAUGUAUGAAUGGUGGGACAUGGAAUAUUAUUUCUAUCAAUUCAUGAAUGAGGUCUGAUUGGGAAGCAGGUUGGGAUAAGGUUGGCUAAGUAUGUUUGCAGGCUUUUUGAUAUGGCUUUUUGUCUCCCCUCGCUUUCGAUGGUGGCGACUUGAAGACUAAUGUAUAUCACCAAGACAUAGGAGAUGAGUAUCAAUUUGAAUUCAUUUUGAUUGUCACUGGCAUGCUCAGAACCUUCGUUUGGGUGUCGGCUCUUGUGUCAAGAGGGUCAAAAGUAGCAUCCAUCAUCUGAUAUGAGUUCUCCCUCGAAUGGCUCUGUUGUUUACUUUUCCAUUGCUCUCUCCCCCACCCCCCUUCUGGGCUCAUUGGCAUUUGAUGGUGCUAUUCCUCAAUCCAAACUUGGGUCCCUUUCUGUUCUUUGUCUUAGCCUGGUCCCAGAUCUGUUUGUGCUCUUGCCUAUUCCAUUGUCAAGCUAAAUGUUUGGCAUGACAAUUCCAUAAGGACCUGGUAAAAGUGCAGAAACAGACUUGCAACCAGGCUAUGUCUUGUCUCUACCCAGACUUCUUCACUUGCUAUAGACACUCCACAGUACUUUAACCCCAAUCGCUCUCAUUUUAUGCCAAGCAUUCCCUCAUUUGAACCUCUGGAACUCAUGUACUGGAAUGCAAAUGAUUAGAACUGUACAGUAGUGCUAAUAUCUUUGAGAUCUAUCUUGAUGUCUCUGUGGCUGUUUUGCUAAGAUCAUAACCUGCAGAAGAUUGUUUUCCUUGGCUUUUCUGCUAAUCGUUUCGACCUCCCGCUGGUGAGGGCUCACUGCUGACGCUGCUCGAGACUAGAAGGGGUGGUGUGUGGGUGUGUGUUGUUAAUGCUCUGUUCUUCGCCUUAGGGGAUGAGCUCAACAACAACUAAACCAUUGUCCAUAGUGGGCUCUCUCUUACUAAUGACCGUGGACAGUACUGUAGCUAUUAUGGUUGUGGAAGAGGAAGGAUGUCUUGGGUAGUUUGAAUCAUUUCUAUUUUUGGGUGCUGGGUUGGAGUAUUAGUAUUGCUAAGUUUUUUUUCAUAAACAUUUUCGAAGACCUGACUACUCUGUAAUAUGAGACUGUCAGUCUAUAAGGAGGGGAGAGAAAAAAGUGAGCGUGUCAGCGCAGCCCUUUGCAAACAAUGGGCCUGUCACUGUGACUGCUGCAGCAGUGAGCUUAGAAGAGAGUUCGCCCUCUCAGCAACCUCCUCCAGACCCAUCUGUACCUUAGCCUUAUCCUCUCACUUAAUGCCCAGAGUACCCCCACGGAGACAUUUUGCCGCACCGUACUACAGCCCCCGAGGCAGGAGCCUCCCAUUCCUCCCUGCAGACCGCCAAGGUCAUCCAGACCUGACCUACAGAAGAUGGAGGGAGAGGCGGAGAUGGAGGGUAGGAGAUGGGACAGCCAUGGGAGUGGGACAAAAAUAUGAAAGAUAUGAGAGAACCAUGAGAUGUUAUCUCCCGCUUUUCCCAUUAGCGAAGGGCUCCCCCGGCAGUAACGUAGAGAUAGGAGCUUCAGAUCUAAUAAACACGUUGCCCCCCUCCAAGCAGCAGGAAGGGAAUGCCAGGCCAUGCUCUAUUGGGCCACUUUUCUCCUGGGCUUGUUUUAACCUUAAAGGGAAGGUCUUCACCCCGAGACCCUGUGUGAUAAAGUGAUAACCAACCAGGCACGUUGGAAUCUGAUUCUGCAGCCCCUGAGGAUUGCAGCCGGAGGUCUCUUGAAUGGAAUAACAGUCAAAUAAAAUCUACUGAUGCAGCUUUCCGCAAACUGGCAAAUCCAGGUUUGAGCUAUAUUCGUUAUGUAUUUGGACUCAUUAACUAAUUUCCUAGCCAAAGUAGUUACCCGUUUACUUUACUAAAACUGCCCAUGUAUGAGAUGAUUGCUAUGCUAAUAUAGUUAUGAGUUUGUGGCAGUUUGGCGAAUACAGGUGGUAUGAUCUGUUUUCUCUCCAAAUACAGGUGGUAUGAUCUGUUUUCUCUCCCAAUACUAGUGUGAGCACAUUCUCACUGACACAGGUAUGAGUUGAUUUUGUUGGUCAUCCAGGUAUGAGCUCAUCUAUUUUAAUGGAAAAUGCAGAGGUUUCUUUGAAGAGGUUUCUGUGCUGAGGAUGAGGGCUUGACUCCUGGCUUUGGACAGAGUGAGUAGACGAGCAUUACCAAUCCUGCAGUUUGUACAUUCUUUUUGUUGCCUUUCAUGGUUUAGGCUAGAUGACUAAUUCCAUUGUAUUGUAAUAUUGUGUGUUAUACCACAAUGGUUGGACAAACAUGACUGUUGCAAUAAAGAUGACAGCUGGUAACACGCGGACUGUUAACCCUUUAGAGAACCAAUAUGAUGAUGCAUACCCACUAAUUUGAUUCAGAAUGAUAGACAUUGACAGCAACUUGUACAGAGGGCCUCACUAUUGCACUAAAAGUAUAAUCUCAUAACAGUAUUGUAUGUUUGUUUUCACUGAUGAGUAGCACUCCUGUAGGUAGAAUGGAGAUGUUCAGUUGAUUGUCCUCUUGGGUAGUUUGAGUUUGGUGAGUGACACAUUUCCCUUCAGUAACCACGUUUCUGAGUAGUCAUACAGUAUUUUUUUUUUUUAAAUACAUCAUGACAGCUGUGAUAGAACGCGGAAGUUUCGGUAAAAUGUUAUAGAUGCUGACAAAUCAUUUUGUUUGACAUGGUGGGAUCUUUUUGUCUGUAAAAUUAAUUAUGCAAGCAAUGGAAGUGGAAAUGCCUUUAUGCGCAAAUAUUGAUAUAAUAACCCUCCUCCCACUAUGACCCGUGAGUGAAAGCAUGUAGUUUAUUAGGCUACAGAUUAAAUACAUGAUGAUGAACUUCACAGGGUGUUGAAAGUGCAAGGUGAUGAGCUUGAUGCUCCUUUCCAAUAAAUAUUGAGGGUUUUAUUCUGGUGACAUGAUGAUCGAUGCUUGACUGCCGUUUGGCAAAUAAAAAAUGUUGUUAUCCAUAAUAAUCUCAUGUAGACUAACCUACCCCCACAGCGUACCCGCGAGUUGUUGGCGAGAGUCAAGACCAGAGUAGGUACAUUUGCUGUUUUUGUGACAAAACUAUCGGUAGAGUUGAAAAUGUGAUGGAAAACCGACAAACUUUAGAUUUUUAUUCGGUACAUAAAAUGUAAGCGAAAAAGUACAUUUUGUGUGCACUGUCAUCAUGCACUGCUUUUUAUCCGCAACAAGUCUGUUUGGUGGAAACUUGCAGAUUUUAGAAUAUUUGCAUGAUAAUCUGUCACCGUUUAAUGUAAACCUAGCUAUUAUCUAUAAAAAAGUACUAUGGUAUGUUACCUUUGCAUUAUGAGUUGACUUUAAUAGACCCUUAAUUACAUAAUCAUGUAAGAUACUGUAUUUAGAGAUGCACUCACACUUUCUCUAGGUUUUCACAAGGACCAGGUUGGGGGCUAGGUAUGUAACAGGCUGAUACCGUACUAUGUGCUGUAGCCAACUCUUCUAUUGUUGUCAAGCCGUAUGUACAUGUUUGGCAUGUCAGCGAAUUAACGCGUACUUCGCUAAAGCACAAAAAGAUCUGGACCACCAGGCUAGAUAUAAUAACCCAUUUCCUGCUUUCUGGUUUGCAUUAGGACAUCGGAUAUCAGCGGCAACGGGAGAUUUCUUAAUUUAAGACUGUUCUGUCGGUUCCUCUAGAUUCUCCUUUAGCUCCCCCUCCCUCCCUCUCGUAUGGAGACGAAAGAGUGCCUUCCCUGCCAGUGGCUGGGCAUCCUUAUCUUCGUCCUAUGCAAACAUUUUCUACCAGCCCACUCCACCAGUCUCUUUGUAAUAGUGUAGCCAAUGCUUCAUAUACAUAGUGGUUUCAAAGAGUAUUUUUUUAUUUUAGGUACUUUUGAACAGUCUCUGAAAUGUUGUUUUGUUGUACAUAUACAUUUUUCUAUAUAUAAAACAAAUAUGUCACGAGAAAAAAAAAGCUUUCUCGUAGACUUAAGGAAUUGUGGAAAGUCUAUUUUUCUACUCUUCUCAGUUGGGAUUGUAACAGUGGUGAACUCAAAUCUGCAAUUUAGGUGACUGACAUCUUCAAAAUAAACAGCUUUGAUAAAAAUUA